UAAUAAAUAAUUAAAUUAAAUUAUGAUAUUCAAACCCUCACUGAUAUUACAAGAGUAAACGAUUUUCUUUCUGUUGCUACUAUUUUGCAUAAAGUAUUCGUAUAGGAAACAACAUAACCUAAAUAUAUCUGAUCGCAAGUUUAUCACAUCGUGAUAUUCUCAGUGACAGUAAUUAAUAACGAUACUUCUUGUACGUUUCUUCUAAGACGGUGCCUAAUUCGUUAGAAAAAUAUGGAUGAAAUAGAAUACAAAUUAGAAUCAGGGAAUCCCGUUUUGAUUUCGCACGCGAUAUCCAAGCUCUUCGAAUCCAUUAAGAAAAAAAAGUCCGAGCAACCCGCGGAUCACGUUUCGAAGAUCGCAGAGUUUAAAUUGUUGUUAACAAAGAAAGACAGUGCGGAUGUGACGCUCAGCGUGUCCGCCUGUCAAGCACUCGUUGCUCUAACCGAGGAUGGUUUAUGGGAUAUCAAAGAUGCAUUAUCUACUUUCACAUCGAGCAUUUCUUUUAUAAAGAGUCACACGGUCGCAGUGAUGAUUAUAAGUCGUUUGUUAAUAUUGGACUUAAAACGCGACGGGAACAAAUCUAUAUACCCGUUUGCCUUACACGCGCCGCAACAUCCGUUUAUAAUCAUUUUAACUCGGGACAAACAUAGCUGGCAAACGAUAUUAAGUGAAAUGACGUUUAUCAUGAAUCACCGUGAUCCCCAGAUUAAAGAGAACGGGGUCAAAAUGUUUCGCGCCGUAUUUUUGUACGUCUUAUGCAAUCCUUCGAUGAAUUCGAUGGACAGCUGUAUGCAACAGGUUUGGCGGUUGUUGAUCAAAUCGGAACGCGGCACGCGCGUUCAGAUGGAGACCUUGCUCUGGCUAUCGACAGCAGACGAUUACGUCUGUGUAAAUACAAAUUAUAGAAUCUUAGAACUUGCAGAGAAAGCUCUGUCGGAGAGAAACCGAGAAGACUGCAGUGCAUUACUGCCGAUGACCGCAUCGUUGAUACUCCAGUUGCUGAAAAACGGAUCUGAUCCAAGGCCAAACUUUGAUAUUAUACACGCUAUCAUAGAUCACUGUGACAGUUCUAUAGGAAAUCUCAUGUUGACACUGAUGGCUGAAGUAGUAGCCUCGUGCCCGGCAAUCUAUUUGUACAGCGCCUUACAGAUAUGUAAUAGAGUGAUAAAAAAGAUGUCUUGCGAUGUCUUAUUCUUAAACAUUCUGAAAUCGUCUAUCUUAAAAUGGAUGGCGUAUCCAUCCGUGUUAUGUUCCGACGCGUUGGACUUAGCGAGAGACAUAGCCAACGGAACGUCCGCCGGGGGAAAGACUACUAACAAGCCGACACCUUCGAACAGGCUGUUCAAAGUAUUCUCUUAUUCCGAUCCGUGUAUUCAAUUCUACGCGGAGAUGGUACAUGGUCUAUGUACAUGGAAAGAGAACGAUAUUUCAUUAUGGCUAGAGGCCAUGUCUCGCGUACCGAUUUACUUGAAGGGCAAAUGCAAAUUACUGGUAGCUGGUGUCCUUCUGCAUACGAAAGAACCACGCGUAACUGAAUCCUGUUGCAACAUACUGGUCGACGUCUGUAAGGAGACGAAGAGUUUCGGUUCGCACGUACUAUCGUUGGUAUUGCAUAAACUGACGAAAUGUAAAACCAGCGCCGAAUCGAAAUGCUUACUGCUGGUUAUACCGGAGCUUGUGAUUACGAAAGAGAACAUUCCGAUAGUCACCCACACGUUGGACACGUUGCUAAACAAUGACAAGCAACUGAAAUAUUUCGCGAUCGAAUUAUACCUGAGAGCACUGAAAAAGGAACAGAGAUGUUACAGAUUCGUCUCGGCUGCGAUAAUUCGGCUGAUGAAGAGCGACAGCUCUUGGUAUUCGGAUACGACGUGCGCAAGAGCUAUGAAAUACAUUGCCGAGAAUCAUCCCGAGCACGGGGAAACUUUGGUGCCGUUACUGUCGCAGAUAUUGAAUCGGUCAACGGAUUCAAAGAGCGGGACGGCGAGCGCGUUAGCCCUCGGUUGCAUCUCUGCUCUUUGCAAAGCGUCCGUCAUAGACAUUUGCUCGACGUGGAGAGUACUGGCUCCGAAAAUGGAGAAAGAAAAGCGGACGAUUGUUUUAGAGAGUCUUUGCGAGUUGUUCUCCGACAUUACGUCUUAUGCGCCCUCUCAGUAUCAAGAAGAAUAUGAUCGCUUGAUUGAGAACAUAGUUUCAAAACUGUGGAAAUGCGCGAUGCACAACGACGUGCGAGUGGCCAACGCAGCUUUCAAAGCUUUGAGUUCGUUCAGUUUGGAACAGCUUACAUUGAAAACGUUGCCUCAAGAAUUCAGCCGUAAUCUUGCGUUGCCUGCAGCAUAUGCAAAAACCCCGGUAGACGCGGCUAGAAAACCCGAGGACGUGCUCUCUUAUAUACCGGGCGUUUGUUGGAUACAAAUGCUUCAGAAUAUCAAUAAAACGACACUAACCGCAGCCGGGAAUUUUCUAAUUUCUUUUAUAACUGAAGAGGUGAAAGGUUUUCGGUCUGGCAUGUACGCCUGGCCUCAAGGGGAGCCGCAGAAUUUUAAAUAUUUAGCAGAGAAAAGCGUAAUCAGAGCCGUCGGUGAAUACUUGAGGAAAUCUAAUAAAUCUGAUCCGAAUAAUCAUCGAAUAAUUAUAGAAUGUCUACGAAUAUUCGCUCACAAAUAUCCAAAACCAUUGCCUAAUAUAAAUUGGAUUUUCCUUAAGGACACAGUCGAUCUGUCGACAGAAGCUAAACAGUAUACGCUUUCGAUAGCGUGCCAUCACGCAGCCAUAUCGUCAUCCGCAAAGUCUUUCAUCGAGGAGCACAUGUUCACGUACAAGUCUAUAAACGUUGGAAAUUUCAUUUGGAAGCAUAACGAGCACACCGUACUCUAUUCAAACCUCGAGGAUCUUUGCCAAGCAGUGCAACCGAACGUUCUCAAACCAUUUUUGGAAAUCACUUUAGAACACGUAAUUGAAAAGAUGGAUAUCGACAAUGAAGAUUCAAUAGAAUUAUUCAAUUGUAUUAUGAGCGCGUACGCGCAGGCAUUAAAGAAUCAAGAGAUGUAUCACGCCAACUCCACGUUAUUGUCUACCGUACUGGAGAAACUAUUGGACAGGAUGGAUUUAACGUGCGAUCGUUUUCGUUCGUAUUUUAGCGCGGCUUUACAAUUAUUAACGGAGCACUUGGAGAGGAUGACGUCUCCUAAAGUAUGGUGGGAAAUAACAGAGAAUAAAUUAAAGAACGCGAUUGCGAUCAGGGCUGAAAUGAUUCUGACGAAAUCUGCUUCCGAGCCUACCCUAGCCUGGUUGAACGAAACCAUCGAUGAAACUGCCGCCUCUACUUCAGGUGUCCAAACAUAUUUUCUGAAAACUGUACAAAGAGUACUGAGGGAAAUACAAUUUGAGAAAUCGAGUUCGAAUUGGAUCCUAGAUCUUAUGACGCAAAUUCAAGGAUUUUCCAUGGAAGCCUGGGACGAUCGUAAUGAGAGACUACAAUUCUACAGUGACGUUUUGUUCGUAUCUAUUAUUAGUUUAUCAGGCGUGGAUUCUAUGUUAAUGAAGUGCGAUCAAGAGAUAAAUUCGAAGGACGUUAGAAUAGAAUUAUUUCCGCAAGCUCUAACGAUUCUCUCUGAUAAACAGGAUUGGAAGCACGCAAACCCACAGGUGAUGGAAUGGUUAAAUUACAUGAGAUCGAGUACUACUUUUGGUACUCACAAAUCCAUCUUUCAUCGAUCGUUAAUUUGUCUAAGGCAUAAUCCAUAUUACAAAGACGUAUGGAUGAAAUAUUUAUCGGUCGAAACGGACAUCGACGUUUGAUCGAAAACUGUACACGUUAGGCGGGAACAACUUUUAUCGGGAAAAGCGUGUUCCCAACGUCUGCAAAUUAAAACGGGAAGCAUAACGUCGCGGGGCCGACUUGUUUAAAUAUCUACUGAAUGCAUGAGUUUC
Molecule: messenger RNA, 3933 nt
Organism: Ceratina calcarata
Lineage: Eukaryota; Metazoa; Arthropoda; Insecta; Hymenoptera; Apidae
Product: focadhesin
Exons: 8
Coding region: 232-3801 (1189 amino acids)
Biological process (GO): regulation of post-transcriptional gene silencing
Source: RefSeq, a predicted model, not a curated record